AGCGGGGGCGCGGCGGAGCCGGGAGCCGCCCGCGUCUAGAGCGGUCGGUGCGCCAUGGAGCUCGGGGGCCCUGGGGCGCCGCCCCCGCUGCUGCCCGGGCUGCUGCUGCUCCUGGGGACCGGCCUCCUGCCGGUGCGCAGCCACGUGGAGACCCGGGCCCACGCGGAGGAACGGCUCCUGAAGACCCUCUUCUCCGGCUAUAACAAGUGGUCCCGGCCCGUGGCCAACAUCUCAGAUGUGGUCCUUGUCCGCUUCGGCCUGUCCAUUGCCCAGCUCAUUGACGUGGAUGAGAAGAACCAGAUGAUGACAACGAACGUGUGGGUAAAGCAGGAGUGGCAUGACUACAAGCUGCGCUGGGACCCUAGUGACUACGAGAACGUCACCUCCAUCCGCAUUCCCUCCGAGCUCAUCUGGCGGCCAGACAUCGUCCUCUACAACAAUGCGGAUGGGGACUUUGCUGUUACCCACCUGACCAAGGCCCACCUGUUCCAUGACGGGCGGGUACAGUGGACGCCCCCCGCCAUCUACAAGAGCUCCUGCAGCAUCGACGUCACCUUCUUCCCCUUUGACCAGCAGAACUGCACCAUGAAGUUUGGGUCCUGGACCUAUGACAAGGCCAAGAUCGACCUGGUGAACAUGCACAGCCGUGUGGACCAGCUGGACUUCUGGGAGAGUGGAGAGUGGGUCAUUGUGGACGCGGUGGGCACCUACAACACACGGAAGUAUGAGUGCUGCGCUGAGAUCUACCCUGACAUCACCUACGCCUUCAUCAUCCGGCGGCUGCCACUGUUCUACACCAUCAACCUCAUCAUCCCCUGCCUGCUCAUCUCCUGCCUCACCGUGCUGGUCUUCUACCUGCCCUCUGACUGCGGUGAGAAGAUCACGCUGUGCAUCUCCGUGCUGCUGUCGCUCACUGUCUUCCUGCUGCUCAUCACCGAGAUCAUCCCAUCCACCUCGCUGGUCAUCCCGCUCAUCGGCGAGUACCUGCUCUUCACCAUGAUCUUCGUCACACUGUCCAUCAUCAUCACGGUCUUCGUGCUCAACGUGCACCACCGCUCGCCGCGCACGCACACCAUGCCCGCCUGGGUGCGCAGGGUUUUCCUGGACAUCGUGCCGCGCCUGCUCUUCAUGCAGCGGCCCUCUGUGGUCAAGGACAACUGCCGGCGGCUCAUCGAGUCCAUGCACAAGAUGGCCAGCACCCCGCGCUUCUGGCCCGAGCCCGAGGGGGAGCCCAACAUGCUGAGCGGCUCCCGCAGUCAGGGUCCAUCUCCCACCCCGUCCUUCAGUGUCCCUCCAGAGAUGCCAGCGGAACCCCAGCCUUCAUGCAAGUCACCCUCCAGCCAGGCGCCUGCUCUGCAGCCCUCAGGGGCCGAGAAGGGCAGCCCCUGCCCCUCACCUAGCCCUUGUCCCCCACCCAGCAGCACCAGCGGCUCUGGGCUCACCAAAGCCAGGUCCCUGAGCGUCCAGCACAUGUCCAGUCCCCACGAGGCAGCAGAGGGCAGCGUCCGGUGCCGGUCUCGGAGUAUCCAGUACUGCGGUCCCCGGGACGGUAAUGCCUCCCAGGCCAACAGCCCGACCGCUGGCCCCCCAACCUCUGUAAAGGCCCGCUCAGCUGAGCUGCCCCCAGACCAGCCCUCUCCAUGCAAGUGCACGUGCAAGAAAGAGCCACUGGUGGUGUCCCCGGUCACUGUGCUCAAGGCCCGUGGCACCAAAGUGCCACCCCGGCACCUGCCCCUGUCACCAGCCCUGACUCGGGCGGUUGAGGGUGUCCAGUACAUUGCCGAUCACCUGAAGGCAGAAGACUCAGAUUUCUCGGUGAAGGAGGACUGGAAGUACGUGGCCAUGGUCAUCGACCGCAUCUUCCUCUGGAUGUUCAUCAUCGUCUGCCUGCUGGGCACCGUGGGCCUGUUCCUGCCGCCCUGGCUGGCCGGCAUGAUCUAGGGAGGGAGCUGGCAUGGCCCAGGCACCUGUAGGACGCAGCGGGACUGGGCCUGCUUGUCCCUGAACCCCAGCUCCGGGGGGCCAUGCCACUCUUUGUCCCUUAUCUUCCGUGCCUGCUGUGAGACAGCCUUGGAAAAAGACACUGCCUCCCACGGGAGCUGGACUUUGGGUGCUGGUUCCGGUCAUGCAAUGGCCGGGAGGGGGCAGGGGGCUGGCAUGGGAUUGUUCUGUCCACAGGGCAGUGUUGUGGCAAAGGCCCAUUAAAGGUUCUCCAGAGCAGAUGGCACAUGGCCCUCCUGACCUGCAGACGGCACAUGCCUGCCUGAGCCUCUCAGAUGCCCCGUGAGUGUCCUGUCAAGGGGUCACGAGGCUCUGUCCCCUCUCCGUCCCCUCUCCCUUGUUUCCAUGGGGUCCAGCACCCCAGGCAGCUCCCUGUGCUGUGACGUCACAUGCCCUGCCCGCCAGGGGGACCCAGGUGCGUUCAUCUUGUCUCGCUGGGCUCAGUUCCUGAGAACCGAGUGCCAUGCUGAGGAAACUCAUGCGGAAGCUGUGUAGACAGCCCUGUUCGGAGGGGCUCCGUGCAGCCAGGCCCGAGUGUCCAGGCUCAUGGGGACCUGUGGCAAGCACUACCCAGAGGCCCGGUGAGCCCAGAACCCUGAAGGCACUUGUCUGGGGAUUCCCCUGGGGGGACCCAAGCAGGCUCAGGCCGCUCCUGGCUCUCCUCUGACACCCCCCACCAUACAGCCUGGCAGACUGCAGGAAGGCUUUCCUGUCACAGUCGCUGUGCUUCAGCCAUGGUCCCCUGCAGCGCAACUGGGACCUUGGGCAGCAGGGGUGGAAGGAGCCCAAGCCGUGUUACAGGUCAGGGACCCCUGGGGCUUCCAGACAGGCCAGAGCCUUCUGACUUGUCCUCCAAGGGUCUCAGAGCAAGGAGUGGCCUUACCUGGCCUCCUGGCUUGUCCAGAAGUGUGGGGGCUGAGGUGGUACCCCCAGCAGACAGCGAUCCCAAGUGCCUGGGCGCCAGGGCAGGAGGCAUCUUCCUGUGCAGUGGCCCCAGCCCUGCCCCUCCAUGGACCCCCACGAGCCAAGGGGCCCGGUUCCCGAGGCCCUCUCAUCUCUAGCCUGAGCUGAAAUCUUGCCAGGGGCAGGAGGUACUUGGGAGAAUUGGAAGAACUUGAAGAGCUUGGAGCUGAUGCACACCACACACUGGCCCAUGUGGCAGCCACCAUGAGGUUGCUGGUCUCUGCUGGACAGUGACGUGAGGAUGGGGGAGCCACCUGGGGCUAAUGCCACCCAUAGCUGCCACCUGCAGACACCCUAGGGUCCCUGGGGAAAAGGGGCCCUGAGUUGUACCAGUAGUGGGAUGCAGAGGCCUAAGCGCCAAAUCCUGGGCAUCCCCAGGCCUCCGCACUGGCCCAGGGCACUGAGGGCUCUACCUGCUGAGCAAGGUCUGCACUGGUGCCAACCACCCCCUGCCUGCGCCUCAGCAGGGUCCCCAGGACAUUCCCAGAGACCCCAGGUGGGUGAGUUCACGCAGCUGAGGGUUGGGGAAGCAGGCUGGAAGGUCACGGAGGAUGCAGAUUUCAGAUGUGAGCUCCAAGAUCUGAGUUGCAUAAGCAGAUCCAGCUGACAGAUGUGUGGGCAGCUGUGGAGCCCCUGGGCAGGGCAGCUGCAGAUGUUCUUUUCUGGGUCAGGACAAGUGAGUAGCUGGGGUACCCCUGCCAGGCAGCUCUCCUGUACCCAGCGACGCCAGGAAAGGAGAUAAAGGGCUGCAUCUCCCGCACCCAGCUUCUCAUAUUUGCCUGCAGUGUUGAUUUGUGAUUGAGGUAAAGUUUACUUACGGCAAAAUGCACGAGCCGAGUCCUCUGGGCCAGUGAGUGUGAAGAAAGAGGACAGCACUGCCCCUGGCCUUCCAGUGCAUGGGCACCAUCCCCCAGUGCUGCGAGGCCUCUGUCCUCCCCGCUGGGGCCAGCAGCAGCUCUGACCUGACCCCUGAGCCUGGCAGCACCAGGCCCUGCAGGCUCAGGGCGAGGAUGGCACGUCAGAACCUUGGGCUGGGGCUUUCCUCAUUCAGUAUGGUGAUGUCGGUGUUCGUCUGUGUCAUGUGCAUUGUAGUUCAUCGCUGUGCUGCAUCUUGGUUCUUAGUUGCCGAGCAGUGUUCUGUCUGAAUAAACAGUCACAGUGUGUUUA
Chinchilla lanigera (long-tailed chinchilla) is the source of this 4131-nucleotide messenger RNA. It is a transcript of the gene Chrna4, whose product is annotated as cholinergic receptor, nicotinic, alpha 4 (neuronal). The transcript has 6 exons. Bases 55 to 1941 code for a protein of 628 amino acids. Gene Ontology annotation, biological process: nervous system process; monoatomic ion transmembrane transport; regulation of membrane potential. Gene Ontology annotation, molecular function: acetylcholine-gated monoatomic cation-selective channel activity; transmembrane signaling receptor activity. The record is from RefSeq and is a predicted model, not a curated record. Gene Ontology annotation, cellular component: neuron projection; synapse; postsynaptic membrane. NCBI's taxonomy places the organism in Eukaryota, Metazoa, Chordata, Mammalia, Rodentia, Chinchillidae.